GAUUUCCAUGUCAGGUACAUAUGCGCCUCAACGGUUGGUCACUCCUUUGACUUCAAGAGCGAAGUAACGACGAAUCAUUCCUGUCGUACAAGAAACACAGCACGUGGAGCUUUUGUCUCUUCCACCCAAAAGUCUCAUGCGCGCCAUCCCCGAGCGCCUGUCACAUCUACAAUGGCAACAUCAGAUGUCGCUCCUCAUUUUGGAGCAGAACUAAAGGAUGCGUUCAAACCGGUCAACAAUUGGGUUCUCAACGGUGUACAAUGGCUCGACGAGAUACAACAGUUCUACCGCGAGCGGAGUGCCAUUGAAAAGGAGUACGCCGCCAAACUAACGGCCCUUUGCAGAAAGUACCAUGAUCGCAAAGCCAAGAAGAUAAGCACACUGAGCGUCGGAGACACCCCCACCAUGACCCCAGGAUCCCUCGAAAGCGCUUCACUUACUACGUGGACUACCCACUUGACCGCUAUUGAAUCGCAUGCGGGAGAACGCGAUAAGUUCGCUACAGACCUCAUUGGCCAAGUGGCGGAGCCGCUAAAACAUGUUGCGACGCAAUAUGAGGAAAUCAGAAAGUGCCAUGUUGAGUUCCAUGCGAAAUUGGAGAAGGAAAGAGAAGCCUCUUAUGGUGAACUCAAGAAGGCAAAAGGCAAAUACGACGGAGCGUGCCAAGAAGUGGAGGGUAGGCGUAAAAAGAUGGAGAGUUCAUUCGAUCACAGCAAGCCCAAGGCGCAGGCUGCAUACCAGCAGCAGAUCUUGGACAUGAACAACGUCAAGAAUACGUACCUGAUCAGUAUAAACGUGACCAACAAGUUGAAGGAACGAUUCUACCAUGAAUAUGUCCCGGAGUUACUAGAUAGCUUGCAAAAUCUCAACGAAAUGCGCGUGUCAAAAUUAAAUUCGAUAUGGACCCUCGCAGGGCAACUAGAGAAAUCGUCUCUGUCUAAGAGUAUGGAACAUAUGACACAUCUACUCAACGAGAUCCCACGGAAUGUCCCACACCUUGAUUCGCUCAUGUUCUUGCGCCACAAUGUUAGCCAGUCCCAGGAACCGCCAAAUUUGGCCUUUGAGCCGAGCCCUAUCUGGCACGACGAUGAGGCGCUUGUCACUGAUGAGGCGGCUAAGGUGUUCUUGCGCAACCUGCUCAGCAAGAGUAAGACGCAGGUCCGGGAACUGAGGGUCGAGUCCGACCAGAAACGCCGAGAAGUUGAAGCCGCCAAGAGAGUCCGUGAGAGCAUCCAGCAAGGCAAAGACAACCGAAACGAGGUCGAUGUAGUUCGUUCUAUCUUCUUUUUACAGGGCGCUUCGCAUGAGGUGGAUCGUAAAAUGCUCACGGCGGAGGUAGAAACAUCAACCAUCAUGUCGGUAGUCGGUGAUCUAUCAUUAGGCGCCAAAAAUCACAACUUCAAAUCGCAAACCUUCAAGAUCCCAACCAACUGUGACCUUUGUGGGGAGCGGAUAUGGGGACUUUCGGCGAAGGGAUUUGACUGCCGGGAUUGCGGGUAUACAUGCCACAGUAAAUGUCAAAUGAAAGUACCCGCAGAGUGCCCUGGCGAACAGACGAAGGAAGAAAAGAAGAAACUCAAAGCGGAACGACAAGAGCAGGCCAAUGCUACACCACACCUCGAUCUGGAGCCGACAACUACAGGCUCAUCUGCCGCGCCGUCCCUUACUCGGAAAGAUACGAUGAACUCGUUGAGCUCUGGUUAUGCCGUCAGUGCCAACCGGUCACUAUCCAACGCUACUAGCCAGCCGCCUUUGGCCAGCCCGACUGAAUCCGCGCCUCCAGCCCCAGCUCCCGCGGCCGAACUGGCGGCAACCCCCGCCCCUGUUCAGGAGACUAAGCCAAAGCGGAAUAGGGUUUUGGCUCCCCCUCCAGCGCAAUACAUCAAGGCUCCGCCUGUCACCGAAUCGACGAAGCCAAACGAACCACGAGGGAAGAUGCUCUAUGCCUUCCAGGCUGGAGGAGCCGAUGAAGUAACUGUGCAAGAAGGUGAUGAUGUAGCGAUUCUUGAGCCAGAUGAUGGAUCUGGCUGGAUGCGGGUCCGCAUCGGCUCGUCCGAGGGCCUCGUCCCAGCCUCGUACGUCGAGGCGGCACCCGCGGCGCCCGCAACCCCUUCAGCCAGCAGCACCGGGUUCGCUGAGCGCCCCGGAUCCACCUAUUCCACCUCCUCUGCCUCAUUGGCAGGUAGUGGAGCAGGCAAGAAAAUUGGGCCCGCUGUGGCACCCCGUCGGGGAGCCAAGAAGCUGCAGUAUGUUGAAGCCUUGUACGACUACGAGGCCCGAAGCGACAUGGAAUGGGAUAUGGCUGAAGGCGACCGCUUUGUGCUGGUCAACCGAGAUGGCGGUGAUGGAUGGGCCGACGUGGAAAGAGGAGGAGUGAUCAAAAGCGUGCCAGCCAACUACAUCCAGCCGGUGUAGUUCCCGCCCCUUGUUAUCGUUAUACCAAGGGCCGCCAAACUCCGAUGCUGUACAGAUGUACACACGGAUACCUAUCGUUUUGUCUAUCAUUUGCAUUGGGAAGCAUGGAGCUUUGGUAUUCUUUUUCUGGAACGUUAGCGAUCUGCCUAUUGUUAGUCUUAUUGUUAUCGGGCCGCCGCGCAUCCUAGCAUAUCUCAAGUAGCGAGCAUUUUGCCUCGACUGUAUAGACGUUGGAAAUUUCUGAAUGAACAUACUGUCAAUGAAUGUUGACGGACCUAUGUACGUACUCUGAC
This is a messenger RNA of Aspergillus alliaceus, 2708 nucleotides long. RefSeq names its product putative actin polymerization protein Bzz1. The record is from RefSeq and is a predicted model, not a curated record. The coding region runs from base 172 to 2415 and encodes 747 amino acids. Lineage: Eukaryota; Fungi; Ascomycota; Eurotiomycetes; Eurotiales; Aspergillaceae. Gene Ontology annotation, biological process: regulation of actin filament polymerization. The transcript is spliced from 7 exons. Gene Ontology annotation, molecular function: protein binding.